CUCCAAUUCAACCCCUAGCCUGGGAACUUCCAUAUGCUGCAGGGGCAGUCCUAAAAGGCCAAAAAAAAAAAAAAAAAUUGGCAUAAACUCAGGUUGUUCAUAAUAUUGUUAAGUAGCUACACAUAUGGCCCUCUUUCCAUUCCUAAAAUUGUCAAAUGAUGCCUUCCUUUCCUUACCCCUCUGCCACCUUGAAUAGUCUUGUCAGGUUUAUCAGCCUUCAGAAACACCAACUUUUGACUUACAUUUUACUUGAUUCUUUCUGUUCUAUUUUAAAAUUUUUCAUUAUCUGCUCCUUUUUAUUGUGUUGUUAAUUCUUGAAUUUUUGAAGUUGGAUGCCCAAGUUAUUCUUUUUGAGACUUUUUAAUUCUUUAUUGUAUGUAAGGCUAUACAUUUUUCUUCUAAGUACCUUUUUAGCUGUAUUCCUCAAGUUUUGAUAAGAAGUAUUUUGUCAUUUACAGUUCUGUUAUUUUAUACUUUCCAUUAUUUAUUAUUUGACCCAUACAUUGUUUAGGAAAAUAUGUUAAAUUUCUAACAAUAUGCUAUUUUUAUAGUUAGCUUUCUGUUAUUGAUUUCUAAUUGAAUUGUGUUACACCAGGGAGAAUGUGGUCUGUAUCUAUAUGAUAACUGUGCUUUGGGUUAUGUUGAGGCUUGCUUUAAAGACUAGCAUGUGAUCAAUUUUCAAAACUAUACACUUUGUUCUCAUAAAGAGUGUAUAAUCUAAUUAUAUGUUAUAUAUAAUAUCAUGGGAGUAUUUUGUAUGUUUCCAUUUUAUCAGUCUUCCUAAUUGUAUUGUUCACAUCUCCUGUUUCCUUUUUUAUUAUUUUAUUUCCUGUUCUAUCAAUUACUGUAAUCAAAAACUCUCUAAGUGUAGAUUUCUUUUUCUUUUCUUUUUCCUUUUUUUUGGGGUGGGGGGCUGCUCCAUGGCCCAUGGAAGUUCCUGGCCCAGGGAUCGAACCUGUAUCAUGGCAGCAAACGAAGCCACUUCAGUGAUGACGCCAGAUCCUUAUCCCACUGUGCCACAAGACAACUCCAAGCUUAGACUUUUUUUAUGUUUAAAUUUACCCACACACUUACCAAUAUCUUGUCAUACUAUUGCUUGUUGCAUUUCAGAUGUUUAAUUUUGAUCAUUUUUCUUUUGCCUGAAGUACUACAUCUAUUACAAUUUCUUAAAGUGAUUGUCUUGUUGUUGCCAGCUGUCUAAAUUUUUGUUAGAAAAUUUCUUUACUUUACUUUGAUUUUUAAAAGGUAUUUUUCCUGGGUAUAGAAUUCUAGGUUGACAGUUACUUUCUUUAAACACAUUGGCUAAUAUUAUUUAGUCUUGCUCAUAAGGAGUCAGUUGUUAGUUGCUGUUCAUUUGAAGGUGAUCUAUAUUUGGCAGUUUAUAAGAAUGUGUCUUUUUCUUUGAUACACAGUUGAACUGUGAUGUAUCUAGGUAUGGAUUUCUGUUUAUUUAUCCUGCUUGGAACUUGUUAGGACUUCCUAGAUCUCAGGAUUGAUGAUUGUCAACAAAUUUGCAAAACUCUCAGGCUUUUCUCUUCAAAUAUUGCCUCUUUCUCAUUCUAUUUUAUCCUAAUGUAAUUCUAAUUAGAUCUAGUUCUUCUCUCUUUUCCUUGAUGUCUCAACUUUUUUAAUAUAGUCUGUAUCUCUGUAUUUCUGGAUGAAUCAGUUCACUAAUUUUCUUUUUUAGGCUGACGUUAACAAGAACAAUUUCAGUGGAAUGAGUCUAGACUGAUUUGUGUGGAUUGGUGAGGUGAUGAGAGGUGAAGCAAUGGAGACUUCUAUAGUUAACUCAGUAUGGAAGUUUUGUUGUAAAGGGAGCAAAGAAAAAAGAAGAGUUAUGAAAGAGUUGUUGGUUUUUCUAUAAGAUGAGUAAUAUUAAGGCAUGUUAAAUAUCAACAGAAAUGAUCUAGAGUUGGAAAACAUGAUGUAGAAAAGAAAGGAGAAUUUAGGAGAGAAAUCGGUGAGAAAGUAAGAAGCAACUACAUCCCGAUUGUUAGUACUGUGCUUUAUUUGUGUUUUUUUAAUACCACCUUUAAGGAUUAGUGAAACAGGCUUUUCCUUUUAAUCAUGAAGUGAGCAUGCAUUCAGUUUAACAGGUAUUAUUCAUGUACCCAUUCACUCACAUUCAUGUACCCAUUCAUUCACAAAUAUUCUGUUAGUUUUUUAUGUGCAAGUCACCGUGCUAGAUUUUGGGAACAGAAUUACUACAAAAUAAACAUGAUCUGUGUAUUAUGAAGCUUGUGCCAUGUGGUGGUGGUAGGUAGGUAUGAUACAGACAAUGGACUUGGAAGGGGAAGUACAGGACUUAAAAGAUCAUUUAACAGUGACAUUGGGGAGUUCCUGCUGUGGCACAGUGGGUUAAGAAUCCAACUCUAGUGGCUUUGGUCUCUGUGGAGGUACAGGUUUGAUCCCUGGUGUAGUGAGUUAAAAGAUGUGGCGCUACUGUGGCUGCAGCGUAGGUCACAGCUGUAGCUUGGAUUCAGUCCCUGGCCUGGGAAUGUCCAUAUGCUGAGAGUGCAGCCAUUUUAAAAAAUUAAAAAAAUAAAACAAACGAACAGUGACCUUAAUCAUUUAACCUUAUUCUGCAAACUUAGAGAAGAAUUUAAGGUGAUUCUCAAAGAAUGAGUAAUUAAUUAGGCAAGUUAUGGGAGAGCAUUCCAGGAAGUGAGAAGAUCAUAGAACACAGUCCUAUUGCAGAAGGGAACUUGCAUGGGUUUAGAAACUGAAAGAAGACUGGAGUGUAAUGAAAAGGCGAGAACUUUGGAGGGUUAGCAGUCUAUUGAAGACAAUGAAGUAUAUUUGCCUAAUGAUGAGAUUUGGACCUAUGAUAUUGAUAGUGGGUUGUGGACAAUGCACCUCAUGGAAGGAGAACUCCCAACCUCCAUGUCAGGAAGUUGCGGUGCUUGUAUUAAUGGAAAGCUGUAUGUUUUUGGAGGAUAUGAUGACAAAGGAUACAGCAACCGACUUUAUUUUGUUAAUUUGAGAACAAGAGAUGGAACCUACAUUUGGGAAAAAAUCACCAACUUUGAAGGUCAGCCACCCACACCACGUGAUAAACUUUCCUGCUGGGUAUAUAAGGACAGAUUAAUAUAUUUUGGUGGCUAUGGGUGUAGGAGACACAAUGAACUCCAAGACUGUUUUGAUGUUCAUGAUGCAUCUUGGGUACGUCUACCAGAACUAUUCAUAGCUCAGACUGGCUUCUGUAUGAGAGAAGAGCAGAUAUUCUGGGGAUGGCAUAAUGAUGUUCACAUAUUUGAUACAAAGACACAGAGUUGGCUACAACCAGAAAUUAAAGGUGGAGUUCCACCUCAACCACGAGCCGCACACACGUGUGCAGUUCUUGGAAAUAAGGGCUAUAUCUUUGGCGGUCGUGUUUUGCAAACUAGGAUGAAUGAUUUGCAUUAUCUAAACUUAGAUACCUGGACCUGGUCUGGAAGGAUUCCCGUUAAUGGAGAAAACCCCAAACAUCGGUCAUGGCAUACCUUAACACCAAUAGCAGAUGAUACGCUUUUCCUAUUUGGUGGACUAAGUGCAGACAAUGUUCCACUAAGUGAUGGUUGGAUUCAUAAUGUCAUAACAAAUUGUUGGAAACAACUAACACAUUUACCUAAAACAAAACCCAGGUUAUGGCACACAGCCUGCUUGGGAAAAGAAAAUGAAAUAAUGGUAUUUGGUGGGAGCAAAGAUGAUUUACUGUCCUUGGAUACAGGUCAUUGUAAUGAUUUACUGAUCUUUCAAACACAGCCUUAUUCACUACUCAGGUUAUGCCUUGACUGCAUUGGUAAAAAUGCUAUCAUUUUAGAAAGUCAGAUAUCUUUAUUACCUCCGAAACUUCUCCAACAAGUACUCAAAAAAAUAACAUUUUGGACUGCAGCUAAUCACCGAGAAGAACAAAGGGCCCAAAAAGAAGAAACCGAAAAUAAGUAUCAGUGGAUCAGUGGCAAUUAAGUUGUUAUAUAUUCUAUACAUUUAAUAUGUUCAAACAUUGUAAUCAGACUGUAUAUUUACCUCCCUCUCAAAUUGGAGGCUUUAUUUAGAGGAUAAAGUUUGAAACAAAAAUUCUAUGUUAAAGUGAUUUUAUGGCAUGAGAUAUGUAGGAAGAUGUUAAUGGCAGAUUAAUUUAUAUUUGUAAAUCAAUUUCCUAAUAAGCUGCAGAAAAAAUAUACUUUCUGAAAGUAAGUACAAUUGUAAGAGACUUUAACUCACUGUGUCCUCUUUACUGGAAAGGUGAUAGAAAUUUGAGGAGAAUAGGAAAUUACCCCCAAGGACUUUAUGAAUCCCCCAACAUAGAUAUAUAAAAACAUCUCCUAUCAACUUUCAGAAAGAAUAGAUUUUUCUCAAGUCACUUUAAAAUUACAUAAAGCUUUCCAUUAAAUAACUCAAGUGUUUAAAUACCGAAUAUAGCUGGCCAAAAUGAUAAAACAGGCAAACACCAGUGUGGUAUUAAAUAUUGAACUCCUACCUACCUUUUAUCACUUACCUAGUAAAGUAUUCGUCCUUACCUUUAUUUGAGUAGGGGACUAAAUGUCUUCAACUGUCUUUCUGUGACCAUUAAGUUAUUAGUGCGUCCAAUUUUGUAUGUAUAUAAAGACCAUGUUUGAAAGUAUCUCAAAUGGAGAUUUAUUUAUCAUACAGGCUUUGAAAUAUUGAGACACCUUAAAAUACAUUUUGCCUUGGAGGAGUACUUCUAAAAUAAUUGUCAACAAAUUGUGAAGUGGGAUAAGUUACUAAUUUGCCUUUCUAGAAAUUCCUCAGUUUGGCCCAUACCAUUCUGCAGAGUUGGUGCUCAAGACCCAGAUAUUCAAAACAUGUUAUUUUCCCAUUUGUUUUCAGUAUUAACUGCCUAUAAAGAAAUGGAAAAUGAAUAUUUAUCUUUAUAUUCCUUAAAUAGUACUUUUGUCAUAAUGAAGAGAUUGUUCCUUAUCACAGUCAUACUCAUCCAUUGAAUUACUAAUAACAAUGAAUUACUAAAAAUCUCGGUAUAUAAAAUUACCCUCUAGCAUACCACCACACGGGGUGUCUCUGAAACUUAAAAUGUUAGAGUAAAUAUAUUUCUAUAUUGAAAUAUAUGUAUAAUUUACAAUGAAAAUUAUAGUAGUUUAUAGAGCUCCUAAAUUUUAGAGAUAUAUUUUAUAUAUAUGUACUGUAUUUUGGAUGUGUAAAGCUUCUAUUUAUGUAUUGAAAUAUUUUGUGUUUACAUCUUAUUUAUUAUACCAACUAUAUAGAAUUACUAUUUUCCUAGUAUUGUUAGUAUGAACCAGUCAUUAGAAUUGAUUGUGCAAACCAUA
Messenger RNA from Sus scrofa (pig), 5288 nucleotides. The record is from RefSeq and is a predicted model, not a curated record. Lineage: Eukaryota; Metazoa; Chordata; Mammalia; Artiodactyla; Suidae.